UUGUUUUGAUUAUAUCCAUGAUUUUCUAUUCUAUUUGAUACCAGUGGCUGUGAUUUGGCAGUUAUUGAGCUGAUUUGAAUUGUAACCCUUCUUUUUUGAAUGACAAAGUUAGAGAUUUUAUGCAUAAACCCAUAAUAUAGUUUGGCUGCAACAGCAAUUCUAUAUGAUAGGAACGGACAAGAAUAGAACUUUUUGGAGGGUGUUAAAGAUUGACCGUCGAGAGCCUUCUGAAUUAAACAUUCUUGAAGAUUCUACUAAAUACUCGGAUACUGAGUGCCGUGAUUUGUUAAGACGGAUAGGUGAAGGAAAUAAGCCUACAGGCGGACUUAAAUUUGUCACAUCUUGUUAUGGGAUUAUUGGUUUCAUAAAAUUUUUGGGACCUUAUUACAUGCUGCUUAUCACAAAAAGAAGGAAGAUAGGUGUAAUUUGUGGCCAUACCAUCUAUGCCAUUUCCAAGACCAUGAUGAUUCCCGUACCACAUGCUGUUCAAUCCAAUGUGGCUAAUUCUAAGAAUGAGAAAAGGUCUUUUGUCAAUUAUGCAUGUAAAUGUAAUGCGUACUCUAGUACAUCUAAGGAGACACAUGUGAUUAGCACUCAAUAUGUUAUUAUUUAUUUGUAUUUAGAUGAGAAUUAUUUUAACUUAUCCAUGUGAUUUGUUUGGCUUUUUCUCAAUUAAAUCUCUGGGACAAUAAUAUGAGUUCUGGAGUCUUCUUUUAAAAGUAGAUGAGUUCCUUAGUAAGGAGGUAAUCUCUGUACUAUAUUGUUAAUACACCCCUUCACAUUAUACCAAUUCUGUGUUCUCCUGCAGUCUAAACUUAUCUGAGGCUCUUCUACUGGUUAAUGUUUCUCAUAGCUUUACAUUUUGGUGAUGAGACUACUAAAGCAUCAUUCAGCAUUUUAGUUUUAUGGUAUUAUUGUUUAUUGUAUAUCUUCCUAGUUCAUGUCAUUUGUAGAGGCUAUUGGCAUUCAUUUCCUGCAUAUGUACAGGGGCAAACUUCAUUGCUGUGUGAUGUUUGUAUAACAUGUUGAAUACGACAAGAUACAAGAAGCUUCUGUGCACAGUGGAUCUUUCAAAGGACUUCUUUUUCAGCUACUCAUACAAUAUCAUGCAUAGUCUUCAAAAAAAUAUAUGUAAUAAAGAGACAGGACAGGUUGUGUAUGAGACAAUGUUUGUAUGGAAUGAGUUUUUAAGUCGAGAAAUCAGGAAUAAUCUCAAGAAUACUUUGUGGACAGUUGCAUUAGUUUAUGGCUUCUUCAAGCAGGUCAAACUUUCUAUAUCUGGCAGAGAAUUUAAUUUGACUCUUAUUGCUCGGCGUUCACGACAUUAUGCUGGAACAAGGUUUAUGCUUCUCAACUUACCAACUGAUGUCUCUGCUGGAUUAGUUUUAUGGUUGAAGCUGUGCUUACUUUGCCAUAUGCCAUGAAAUUCAUUAUAGACUUAAGUUUUCUAGUUUCCACUGUAGAUUAUCUGCUUUCCAUAGUGCACAAGUUUACUUUGAAGACAUUAAUUUGUCACUUUUCGUGUUUUCUGUUGCUUGAUUCUGCAGCUGGCAAUCUUCAAUUCAUUUUAGAGUUUUGUCCUGACUUAGUAUUAAUUCUAGUUUGUGAUGCUUCUGCCCGAUGGCAAUUACUUCUUUCUAAUCAAAUGCUCUUGCAGAU
Molecule: messenger RNA, 1659 nt
Organism: Rubroshorea leprosula
Lineage: Eukaryota; Viridiplantae; Streptophyta; Magnoliopsida; Malvales; Dipterocarpaceae
Source: the annotation of a GenBank genome assembly